Molecule: messenger RNA, 2487 nt
Organism: Erythranthe guttata (spotted monkey flower)
Lineage: Eukaryota; Viridiplantae; Streptophyta; Magnoliopsida; Lamiales; Phrymaceae
Source: RefSeq, a predicted model, not a curated record
AUGCCCGGAUUGGACCCAAAAGUGGCAAUACAUCAUCUCUCCGUGAAGAAAGGAGCUCACCCUAUGAAACAAGGCCAACGUAGAUUUAGACCUGAAUUAGUUCCAGCAAUUGAGGCCAAAGUGAACAAACUUAUUGAGGUUGGUUUCAUUCGAGAAGUCAAGUACCCAACAUGGAUUUCAACAUGCCCUAAAGGCGACUUUCCAAUGCCAAUAGCCGAACUAAUGAUUGAUGCUACUACGGGCCACGAAGCAUUAUCAUUUAUGGAUGGGUCGUCUAUAAACAAUCAAAUACGAAUGGCGCCGAAAGGUGAAGAAUUAACAGCCUUUCGCACGCCUAAGGGUAUCUAUUGCUAUAAAGUGAUGCCGUUUGACUUGAAAAAUGCCGGUGCUACAUACCAAAGAGCCAUGCAUAAGAUAUUUGAUUACAUGCUCCAUAAAGAUGUUGAAUGUUAUGUGAAUGACUUGGUGGUUAAAUCCAAAAGAAGGGAAGAUCAUCUCCAGAAUUUGAGAAAAGUCUUCGAGCGCUUGAAAAGGUACCAAUUGAACAUGAAUCCGUUGAAUUGUGCAUUUGGUGUUACUUCGGGGAAGUUUCUUGGAUUCGUAGUUCGUCAUCGAGGCAUAGAAAUCGAACAAGCCAAGAUUGAUGUAAUUUUAAAGAUUCGCGAGCCUAUGAACAUUCAUGAGCUCAAAAGUUUGCAAGGAAAGUUGGCAUACCUAAGAAGGUUCAUUUCAAUCUUAGCCGGUCGAUGUCAACCAUUCAGCCAACUCAUGAAGAAAGAUGUUCCCUUUGAAUGGGAUGAAGCUUGCACUAGUGUCUUCGAAAGCAUAAAAUCGUAUUUAACGAAUCUUCCUGUGUUGAUUGCACCAGUGUCUGGACGAUCGUUAAUACUCUAUAUUGCUACUCAAGAACGAUCUGCCGGAGCUUUACUAGCGCAGGAGAAUGAUGAUGGAAAAAAGAGCGCCUUAUACUACUUGAGUAGAACAAUGACACCAAAUGAAUUGAACUUUUCGCCAAUCGAAAAGAUAUGCUUAGCGCUCAUUUUUGCAAUUCAAAAGUUGAAGCAUUAUUUUCAAGCACAUGUUGUCCGUCUAAUCUCAAGGUUGAAUUCUCUAAAACAAGUUCUAGCCGAUUUCUUGGCAGAUCACCCUAUCCCUGCAGAGUGGGAGUUAUCCGAUGAUCUACCCGAUGAAGAUGUUCUUGUGAUUGAAUCUAGUCCUCAUUGGGAGAUGUAUUUUGAUGGAGUUUCUAACAAAGAAGGAGCAGACACCAGAGUAGUAUUCGUCACGUCCAACGGUAAAGUAUUGCCUCACUCGUUUACCUUAAUGCAAAAUUGCUCUAACAAUGUUGCUCAAUAUCAAGCUCUUAUCCUGGGGUUAGAAAUUUGCGGUGGAUAUAAAGCAACUAAACUUGAAGGUAUAUGGAGACUCCAAGAUAACAAACAAGCGGACGCAUUGGCAAAACUUGCUUCUACUUUAGCCAUGCCCAAAGACGGUGCUCGUAUAUCAAUUUGCAAGAGGUGGGUCGUACCACCAAUCUUUGAAGAUCAAGAAAUUGAAGAAGACGAAACUCGAGUGGUCUACGUGUUUGAAGUUGAGAAAGAAGAUUGGCGUCAAUUAUUUGUGGAUUACUUGAAGUACGAGAAGUUGCCUAAUGAUCCACGUCAGAGAGUUGAUAUUCGACGUCGUGCGGCUCGUUUCAUCUACUACAAAGAUACACUUUACAGACGUUCAUUUGAUGGAGCCUUCUUGAGAUGUUUAGGUGAUGACGAAGCCAUUCAAGCCAUAGAAGAAGUUCAUUCCGGAAUUUGUGGCGCCCAUCAGUUAGGACCCAAGUUACAGUUCCGAAUAAAAAGAAUGGGUUAUUAUUGGCCAUCUAUGGUAAAGGAUUGCAUGGAGUAUGCCCAAAAAUGCCAACCUUGUCAAUUUCAUGCAAACUUUAUUCAUCAACCGCCGGAGCCAUUGCACCCUACUGUUGCUUCAUGGCCCUUCGAUGCUUGGGGCUUGGAUGUGGUUGGACCUACGAUGAAGUCUUCUGCUAGAAAUCUCUAUAUCUUGGCUGCAACAUUCUACUUUUCCAAAUGGGCUGAAGCAGUGCCCCUUCGAGAAGUAAAGAAGGAGAACGUUGCCGAUUUCAUCCGCAUCAACAUCAUCUACCAUUACGGAGUUCCUCAAUAUGUAAUCACAAACAACGGAAAUCCAUUCUGCAACGGUGUGAUAGAUAAACUUUGUGAAAAGUUUGGCUUCAAGCAAAGAAAGUCUUCAAUGUACAACGUUGCCGCCAAUGGACUCGCCGAGGCCUUUAACAAGACUUUAUGUAAUUUGUUGAAGAAAGUGAUUGCCAAGUCAAAACGCGAUUCGCACGAAAGGAUGGGGGAAGCUUUAUGGGCCUAUAGAACAACUUAUAGAACACAUACUCAAGCCACUCCUUAUGCGUUGGUGUACGGAGUGGAAGCGGUCUUGCCUCUUGAAAACAAAUUCCGUCAUUGA